AUAACUAUAAUACUAUGAAUGUAUCUGAAGCCAAUUUUUCUUUGUCAUAACUGCAGAUGCCACAUGCUGAUCACUGUAAGAGAUUUCAUCUUUUCCUUGGAAAUCAUGCAAAACCAAAGCUUUGUAACUGAGUUCGUCCUCCUGGGGCUUUCACAGAAUCCAAACAUUCAGAAAAUAGUCUUUGUUGUAUUUUUGUUUGUGUACAUUGCCACCAUCGGAGGCAACACACUAAUUGUAGUAACCAUCCUCAGCAGCCCUACAUUGCUAGGGUCCCCCAUGUACUUCUUCUUGACAUUCCUGUCCUUCCUAGAUGAAUGCUUCUCCUCUGUCUUGACCCCAAAGAUGAUCGUGGACUCCCUCUAUGAGAGGAAAACCAUCUCCUUUGAAGGCUGCAUGGUGCAGCUUUUUGCUGAUCACUUCUUCAGUGGGGCAGAGGUGAUUGUCCUCACAGCCAUGGCCUAUGAUCGGUAUGUGGCCAUUUGCAAGCCUUUGCAUUACUCUUCCAUCAUGAACCGCAGGUUCUGUGGCAUUCUGAUCGGGGCAGCCUGGACAGGGGGCUUCUUGCAUUCCAUAAUACAAAUACUCCUUAUUUUCCAGUUGCCCUUUUGUGGUCCCAAUGUCAUUGAUCACUUCUUCUGUGAUUUGCAUCCAUUACUGGAACUUGCCUGCACGGACACUCACAUCUUUGGCUUUUUUGUGGUGGCCAACAGUGGGUUUUUUUGCAUCAUAAUCUUCUCUUUCUUGCUUAUCUCCUAUGGUGUCAUUUUGUUCUCUCUGAGAACUCAUAGUUCUGAAGGGCGAAGAAAAGCUCUGUCUACCUGUGGAUCUCACAUUGCUGUUGUGCUUUUGUUCUUUGUCCCUUGCAUUUACACAUACUCACGACCUCCAUCUACUUUCUUCUCUGACAAAGUCCUGGCAGCAGUUUAUGCCAUCCUGACUCCCUUACUGAAUCCUCUAAUUUAUACUUUCAGGAAUAAGGAGGUAAAGAUUGCCAUGAGGAAAUUAUGGAAGAGAUUGGUUGUGGUUUCUGAUGGAAAAUAAAAUAUUCAUUUUUUUUUUAUAAAAUCAAAGUUAAGGGUAAAAAUGUCAAAAUUUUUUCUUGGAUAG
Molecule: messenger RNA, 1107 nt
Organism: Microcebus murinus (gray mouse lemur)
Lineage: Eukaryota; Metazoa; Chordata; Mammalia; Primates; Cheirogaleidae
Product: olfactory receptor 4C15-like
Biological process (GO): G protein-coupled receptor signaling pathway
Cellular component (GO): membrane
Molecular function (GO): G protein-coupled receptor activity; olfactory receptor activity
Source: RefSeq, a predicted model, not a curated record